AUGGACGGCAAGAACUAUUCAGCUGUGCCUCCUCCUCCUUCUUUAACCUCUUCUGGUGGUUCAGCUCCUCUCAACUUUAAUGAUGCCUUGUCGAAAGCUAGAGCCAUUGCUGAGAAACUCAAGCAGCAAUCCGCUGGUGGUGCCAGUGCAUCUGCAGAGUCAACUUCGUCGCAAUAUUCACCUCCAUCCUCUUCUUCAGGUUCUAAGCGAGGCUAUAAUGAUGAUGAUCGCAAUGAUGAUUAUCAUGGCUCCUCAUCCAGUCGCUCCUAUGGUGGUGGUGGCUCAUAUGGUGAAAGCCAGCACGACAGCAAAAGAAGUGCCUAUGAUAGUGGUUUCUCUAGACCCUCGUAUGGCAGCAGUGAAUCAAGAAGCAGACAUGGACUUGGAUCCGAUGAACGUAGAUCUUAUGGAGGUGGCGGUGGCCACUCUGAAGACUAUACUGUCCCUAACCAUAUGGUAGGGUUGCUCAUCGGCAAAGGUGGUGAAAAUUUGAAAAAGAUCGAACGCAUGUCUGGUGUCUCCAAGGUUCAAUUUGCUAAUGAUCCUGUUGGUAAUGAAAGAACAGUGACAUUGACUGGACAGCCUGAUCAAACAGCUAUUGCUCGCGACAUGAUUCAACAAAUGGUAGCUGAUGCUCAAGCCAACGAAAGACCUGGUGGAGCCGGUGGCAUGGGUAGUGGUAUGGGCGGUGGAUAUGGAGCACAAGGUGCUAGUGGUGGAAAUACAGUUACUAUGCGCGUCCCUGUAUCCAAGGUUGGACUAGUCAUUGGUCGUGGUGGCGAAACCAUUCGUGAUUUUGAAGAGCGUAGUAAAGCCAAAAUUUUGAUUGCUUCUGAUACUGGCGAUAACAGUAGUGAGCGAGUCAUUAAUCUCGUGGGUGAUGAUGCUGCUACUCAAAUGGCAAAAUCUAUGAUUGAAGAUGUUGUCUACAGCAACGGCCCAGGUGGAUAUGGUGGUGGAGGCGGAUACGGACAACAAGGAGGAUACGGACAGCAAGGAGGAUACGGACAGCAAGGAGGAUACGGCGGCUACAACCGUAUGGGCAGACCUGAUGAUGAACGUAUCUUUAUUACUGUGCCUUCAUCUGCUGUGGGUUUGAUUAUUGGCAGAGGCGGUGAAACUGUGAGAGCCAUGCAAGAUCAAUCAGGUGCUCGUGUCAAGAUUGAGCCCGCCAAUGAGCCCAAUACAGAAGAGCGUAUUGUCAAUAUCUUUGGUGAUCCUCAAUGCGUUGCUAUUGCUAAACAGCUAGUCGAAGAUAAGGUGGCAGAAGCUAAUCGUGGUCCCGGUGGACGAUAUGAUAGAUACAACAACGAUAGAGGAGGUUAUAGAUCUCGCAAUGAUUAUGGCAAUGAUUACAACCAGCAUGGCGGCGGAGAAGGUGGAUAUGAUUAUAAUCAACAAUACGGUCAAUAUUAUCAACAAUAUGGCUAUGCCGGAAAUGAAGGUUAUCAACAAUAUCCUGGUUAUCAGUACAACUAUCAGCAGCAAGAUCCCUCACAAACCGAAGGAGCCCCUCCACCUUCAUCAUCAGGCGAUAACAAUGACGAUUCCAAAGAUAACAAAGCUGAGGGUGGAAAUAGCACCUCUGCACAAGAUCAGCAACAGGCUUACUAUGCACAAUAUUAUGGUGGACAACAACCCACGAAAGAACAACAAGAAGCUUAUUAUCAAUGGUAUCAGCAAUAUUAUGGCCAACAACAACAACAACAACAACAACAACAACAACAACAGCCCUAUGGAGCAUAUGAUGCUUCUGCUUCUUCCGACCAACAGCAACAACAGCAACAACAACAGGCAUCUGCUGAAGAAGAAAAAGAGGAUGUAGAUGGAGAACCCCUUGAAGAUGAAAAAAAAGAUGAGGAUAAAUCAGAGAAACCACAAGAUGCUAGCAAAACCACUGUUAGCGAACAGUAA
Mucor velutinosus is the source of this 1914-nucleotide messenger RNA. RefSeq lists its product as uncharacterized. Gene Ontology annotation, molecular function: mRNA binding. The transcript is spliced from 6 exons. NCBI's taxonomy places the organism in Eukaryota, Fungi, Mucoromycota, Mucoromycetes, Mucorales, Mucoraceae. Bases 1 to 1914 code for a protein of 637 amino acids. The record is from RefSeq and is a predicted model, not a curated record. Gene Ontology annotation, cellular component: nucleus; cytoplasm. Gene Ontology annotation, biological process: regulation of gene expression.